AUGUCUGAACAAAGUCGUCAUAGAUUGGCCAACAGCCACAACUACCAGGGAGUUUGGGGCCCUCCUACCAGCAGCGCAAACUUCUGCGAGGAGGACUAUGACGUUACGCGCUACAUUGCAGAGUUUAUGAACUCGGCCACGAACUUGGCCUACAUCUAUUAUGCGCUGGUGCACAUGUAUGGGCACAGGAGGCGGGGUUCAUGGUCGCCAAACUACGACUUCAUGUCUGUCUCCAUGAUCAUUCUGGGCAUCUCGUCAACCUUGUUUCACUCCACGAACCGCCAGACAAUGCAAUUCGCUGACGAGCUCGCCAUGCUUGUUCUCGCGUGGGCCAUAUUCCAUGCCAUGUGGACUAGUGGGCCUGCUAGCACAAGAGACGGCCCUUCGUCCUUGUAUGAGCGCCCCAUCAAGAUUUUCAUGGCACUCUUCUUCCCAGCGUUCGGAGCUUUCUAUGUAUACACGGGCAAGCUCGUCUACCAUUAUGUGUGCUUCUUCGGACUAGUGAUCCUUAUCAUCAUGAGGGGAUACUAUCUUUUCUGGCUGAGGACUCCGUCCUUCCCCGAGGAGAAGCGCAAGGACUGGAGGUGGCGUGGUCGCAAGGCCCUGGCCAUCUUGGUGCUCGCCUACGUCCUAUGGAACAUCGAUCUUGAGUUCUGCACCGAGCUCAGGGCUUUGCGAACUCGCAUGCGUCUGCCAUGGGCAUGGCUAUUGGAGUUGCAUGGAUGGUGGCACAUAUUCACCGCAACCAGUGCAGCCUGGUAUAUGGAUAUUCUAAGAGAAGUCCAGGACGAAAUCGCGAAAGAGAAGCGGGUAUAA
Messenger RNA from Microdochium trichocladiopsis, 816 nucleotides. Its product is annotated as ceramidase. Gene Ontology annotation, biological process: ceramide catabolic process; ceramide biosynthetic process. Gene Ontology annotation, cellular component: endoplasmic reticulum membrane. The record is from RefSeq and is a predicted model, not a curated record. The transcript is spliced from 3 exons. Lineage: Eukaryota; Fungi; Ascomycota; Sordariomycetes; Xylariales; Microdochiaceae. The coding region runs from base 1 to 816 and encodes 271 amino acids.